CCCUCUGAGAGAGCCCCACCAUGUCUGGGAGAGUCGGUAUCAUUGGAGGUGGGUCGUCCGGCAUUACAGCCGUCAAAAAUUUGCUGGACGCCGGGUUUUCUGAUGUCGUCUGCUACGAGAGGAGGGACGUUAUCGGUGGUCUAUGGUGCUUCAAGGAAAACACCUCCACCUGGAAGGAUGAGUCCUGUGUCAACAGGUCAACGGUCAUCAACACCAGCAAGGAGUUCAUGGCCUUCUCAGACUACCCGAUGCCAGACUACUACCCCAACUUUUGCCACAACGAGGAUGUGGAGGCUUAUUUCUUGGAUUACAGCCAACAUUUUGGUGUGGACAAAUACAUCCAGAGAAACACAGAGGUCAUGUACCUCAAGAAACACAGCUCCUAUAACAGCACUGGCCGAUGGGAAAUGAGAUUAAAAAACCAUAAAACUGGCCAGGAGACCACAGAAGUUUUCGACUUUAUUAUUGUGGCCAAUGGUCAUCACGGGGCACCGAACCUGCCGUCUAUUCCAGGACUGGACAAGUUUAAAGGCAAGACCAUGCAUUCAAAAGAGUUUAAAGACGUCCGAUCUGUGGAGGGUAAAAAGGCAGUGGUUCUUGGAAUAGGGAAUUCUGGAGGCGACAUUUCUGUGGAACUAAGUAAAUAUAUGAAGGUGUUUCUGUCUACAAGACGAGGCGCCUGGAUCCUUCACCGACUAGCAGACAAUGGCCUUCCUCUAGAUGUCUUUUUCCACGUCCGCCUCAGCUACUACAUACAAAGCUGGCUGCCCAGGUCCUAUAGAAUCAAGCUGAUGAAGGACAAACUCAACCAGAAGUUCUGCCACGACCUGUACCACCUGACUCCCGUGCACGAGCCUGACGCCACCCACCCGACGGUCAAUGAUGAACUGCCCAAUAGGAUCGCCGCUGGCAUGGUCAAGGUCAAGCCCAACAUACAGAGCUUCACGGAGAAAGGUGUGACAUUUGAAGACGGAACCCACGAGGAAGAAAUUGAUCUGGUUGUGUUUGCUACCGGCUAUAAAGUGGAAUAUCCAUUUAUCGAGAAAGGUGUACUAGAGGUGAGACACAACAAGGUGGAGCUGUACAAGUAUAUGUGGUUACCUGACCUGCCCAAGCAGACGAUCGCUUUUCUCGCCGUCUGCCAGCCACUGGGUGCCAUGUUUCCCAUCGCAGAACUGCAGAGUCGGCUCGCUGCUAGAGUAUUUAAGGUUUUAGAGGAUCGUUUUAAAAACGUAAUAGCUUUGAAACAAAUAGAUCUCUAA
Physella acuta is the source of this 1262-nucleotide messenger RNA. RefSeq names its product flavin-containing monooxygenase 5-like. NCBI's taxonomy places the organism in Eukaryota, Metazoa, Mollusca, Gastropoda, Physidae. The record is from RefSeq and is a predicted model, not a curated record. Gene Ontology annotation, molecular function: N,N-dimethylaniline monooxygenase activity; flavin adenine dinucleotide binding; NADP binding.